GCCAACACUCGCGCUUCUUGUCGAGCUGCGGUGGACAGCGCCAGAGAUCAGUCAAGUUAAAAGCCAUGAAAAGCGAGUCUCCUGCAGAACCCAGAAGAAAACCGAACACCUCUCGGAUCUAGUAUGAACACAGAUCGCUCGUCUGAAAACUUCGUGGCCCAUGAUAUGCCCCAGGGGUAUAACAGGAUGAAUCCCAUCCUGAUUGACCGGGAUAUUCUGCACGACCAUGAUACAGACGUCAUAGUGCACCCAUGUCACUGGGACGGCUGCCCGAUGCACAUUGCUGUGGACUUCAAGCAUAUCUCCAAACAUCUUCAGCAACAUCAUGGCAUCGACACCAGCACCACGAGCGAGGAUACGCGACAGGUUACCUGUCUUUGGACGGGUUGUCUCAAUACUCACAUGAAGCCGGGCAAUCUCCCACGUCAUAUACUUUCACACCUUGGAGUACGAUGGAUGUGUUCGACAUGUGGGGCUUUACUCUCGCGGGAGGAUGCUUUUCGAAGACAUGCUCUUGAAAAAGAGAGAUGCAAGUAUACGACAGCCGUUGUUAAGUACGGAGGCGAAUCACUGGUAAUUAGCCGUGUGCAUUGAUGGGGUUGGUCGGUCAGCCAAAAUGUCAUGUGCAUUCCCUGACGUCUCGUAGACUGAUGUAGUCCUCCGGCUCGAGUAUUUAUCUUGCAGUAGUAUCCCUAUCAUUUCGUGUUCCAACCUUAUAUGCAUCUCCCUAUAGCUCCUGUCCAACAUUGGUGAUCAUGAAUUUAUCCU
Suillus bovinus is the source of this 768-nucleotide messenger RNA. RefSeq lists its product as uncharacterized. The coding region runs from base 124 to 594 and encodes 156 amino acids. The transcript has 2 exons. The record is from RefSeq and is a predicted model, not a curated record. NCBI's taxonomy places the organism in Eukaryota, Fungi, Basidiomycota, Agaricomycetes, Boletales, Suillaceae.